Molecule: messenger RNA, 2854 nt
Organism: Rhagoletis pomonella (apple maggot)
Lineage: Eukaryota; Metazoa; Arthropoda; Insecta; Diptera; Tephritidae
Gene: VGAT
Product: vesicular inhibitory amino acid transporter
Exons: 4
Coding region: 652-2301 (549 amino acids)
Biological process (GO): amino acid transmembrane transport
Cellular component (GO): vacuolar membrane
Molecular function (GO): amino acid transmembrane transporter activity
Source: RefSeq, a predicted model, not a curated record
AGUCAUCUCUACCGUAACUUGUCAGGAUCUACCAAAUACAUAAAAUUUUUGGCACAUGCGCAAAUUCAAAUUUUCAACUCGCACAAAAGAUAAAUCAUCAAUUCGGUUUAGACUCUACUACAGUUACUUAUCGUAAUAAGAUUUGUGUUAUAUAAAUUCGUAGUGAUUUUAUUUUAAUUUUAUUCAACAAAUAAGGCUGUCGUGUACAUUAACGAGACAGCAUUGCAAGUAAAUGUUAAUAAAUCUAUAUAAAAAUUGUGCCAUAAGAAAAUUACAAGCAAGCAACAUGCAUUAUAGUUCACAUUAGUUAUACUUAUAACGUAUCCAUGCAUCCAGAUUCGAGAUGAACAUUGAAGUGGUUUAUAUAAAUUUAUUGGUAUCCUGGAAUCACUACCUCCACUCUAUAUGUGGGAAUAGUCACGUCGGGUCAUCUUUAUGAAUAACUUUCAGUACAGAGAAAAAACCAAAGAAAAUUUGCAGUGCUUUCUGCCAGACACACAAAAUCGAUAAGCUCAACCACAUCAAUUCACGCAGUGUAAUUGUAUUUUGACAUUUUCACCACCGCCACCGCCACCACCAUCUUCACCAUCAGCAGCGACUGUCGUAAUCACCCUCAAAAGACUAAUUCGCCAAUAUAUUGCUUUCGUCACAAUGUCAUUCAUUAAUAAAUUGAAAUCAACUCCAUUGCCGCCAAUUAAAAAUAUCAUAAAUGUUGCCGUGCAAACAGCUCGUCAGCACAUACCAGAGAAGAAGGACUACGAACAGCCCGGCAGCAAUACAACAGGAACAGCAGCACAGCAUCCACAAGGAAUGUUCAAUGCAGGGGCUGGCGAGGCUCAAUACCAAGCACAAAUUGCUGAAAAACCAACCGAACUGAACCCGUUUCGCAAUCCAAAUGGAUGGACGGAUACAGACACAGGCGAAUACAAGAAUGAGGAAUAUCAGAACACUUCCUUUAUUGCAAAUGAAUACGAUGGAAGAUAUCAGCAAACAGAUGGAUUUAGACAAGGAAGCGUUGCGUCUGAGGGUAGCUCAUUCGUGUGUGAAGGCGAAGGAGGCGGUGGUACAAACAUCGACGAAUAUCAGGCUGCAUGGAAUGUUACUAAUGCCAUUCAAGGAAUGUUCAUCGUAUCAUUGCCGUUCGCAGUGCUGCACGGAGGUUAUUGGGCCAUCAUAGCAAUGAUUGGCAUAGCUUAUAUCUGCUGUUACACGGGAAAAGUUCUGGUGCAGUGUUUAUACGAACCCGACCCAAAUACUGGUCAAAUGAUUCGAGUGCGCGACAGCUACGUUGCAAUCGCAAAGGUCUGUUUUGGCCCAAAACUGGGGGCUCGUGCUGUUAGCAUUGCGCAACUGAUUGAGCUACUAAUGACUUGCAUUCUUUAUGUAGUUGUGUGUGGUGAUCUAUUAGCGGGCACUUAUCCUCAGGGCUCAUUUGAUUCCAGAUCUUGGAUGAUGUUUGUAGGUAUAUUUUUGUUGCCAAUGGGUUUUUUGAAAUCACUUAAAAUGGUAUCCACACUUUCAUUCUGGUGUACCAUGUCCCACAUUGUUAUCAAUGCCAUUAUUCUCGGUUAUUGCAUAUUAGAGAUUGGAGAAUGGGGUUGGUCCAAAGUACGAUGGAGCAUUGAUAUGGAGAACUUCCCCAUUUCGUUGGGUGUCAUUGUCUUUUCAUAUACUUCGCAAAUAUUUUUACCCUCCCUUGAGGGCAGUAUGGUCGAUCGUUCCAAAUUCAACUGGAUGUUAGAUUGGUCGCAUAUAGCAGCAGCGAUUUUCAAAGCCGGCUUUGGAUACAUCUGCUUUCUAACUUUCCAAGAUGACACACAACAAGUCAUCACAAACAAUCUGCACUCACAGGGUUUCAAGGGUUUAGUAAAUUUUUUUUUAGUAAUAAAAGCAAUACUCAGUUAUCCAUUGCCAUAUUAUGCUGCAUGCGAACUACUGGAACGAAACUUUUUUCGAGGGCCGCCUAAAACGAAAUUUCCCACAAUAUGGAAUUUGGACGGGGAAUUAAAAGUCUGGGGACUAGGAUUUCGGGUAGGUGUAAUAGUUUCCACGAUUAUGAUGGCCUGUUUCAUUCCACAUUUUUCAAUUCUUAUGGGAUUUAUUGGUAGUUUUACGGGCACCAUGUUGAGCUUCAUUUGGCCAUGUUAUUUCCAUUUAAAAAUCAAGGGUCAUCUACUAGAUCAAAAGGAGGUUGCAAAAGACUACCUCAUUAUCAGUCUCGGAGUCUUGUUCGGCGUUAUAGGCAUAUACGACUCAGGAAAUGCAUUAAUUAAUGCUUUUGAACUCGGGCUACCAUUUUAAAAUGGGAAUGGUAAAGCGCAAAUUAUCUCGAAAUUACGUGAAUCGAAAGUGACACACUUUAAGUUAAUCACAUGUAAAAGUUUCAAUAGACAGUUGGUAUAUUAUUACGGAGAAUUGAUUGAUUCAUAGUAUUUGUGACGUUUUUGUUGCAGGAUAUACGUAUGUAGUAAUUUAGAUGCUUAAUUUGUUCAUACAAUUUUUUUUAUCUUUAGAGUAAGAUAGCUAUAGCCAUUUAACAAUUAGUCAAAAUGGCAAAAUUUAAAAUAAGAAACGAUGUCUUCCAAAUGAUAUGUGUAGAAUUAUAAAACAGAUGUUCUAUACAAAUUGUAACGUGAAAAAUGUCUUCCAAAACGAUCUUAGUAUAAAAAUAUAUACAAUAAUAUUUGAUUAAGAAUAGUACAUACAAAUGCAUCUCCUACAUGUGUUUGUGCUUAGUUUAAGAAUAAUGUUGAAACAUGUCUUCCAAGAUACUUACAUAUAUCAUAUACUUACUAUUAUAGAUAGAUACUUAUAUACAUGUACAUGUAUUGUAUUAUAUGGAUAUUUUUUUUUU